Molecule: messenger RNA, 1004 nt
Organism: Gryllus bimaculatus (two-spotted cricket)
Lineage: Eukaryota; Metazoa; Arthropoda; Insecta; Orthoptera; Gryllidae
Source: the annotation of a GenBank genome assembly
GGCGACUGUAGUGUCCUCUGCGCCGGAGGGAAACCUGCGAUGACUCACCUUGGGCGUCACAAUGCUUCCGCGGCAGCGCCGCAGACGCCGAGGUGGAAGGGGAAGCGCCGGGCACGCGGCCACUAUCAGAGGGAAUUUAUCUGGCGCACACACAUCGCCGCAGCCCCACACCGUGUCAGAGUCCCGUGCGGCCCACACCGUCGCUCUCGCCCUCCUCGACCCCGUCACCAUGGUGCACCGCUCGGCCCUGGGCGCUCUCGGGGCGUUGCUCGUGUGCUCCUUGGCUGCCGCCCUGCCCACCAUUGUGGUGCAACAAGACUGCGUCUCAGAUCGAGACUGUUUGUUCAGUAUGACGUGUGCUGACAACAAGUGCGUGUGCAGGGAUGGUUAUCACUUGUACAAGGACAAAUGUCUAGGGGGAAUCGAAGCAACUUGUAAUUACGAUGAAGACUGUAUUGUGGAUGCUUACUGCCAUAACCACCAAAAAUGCGCAUGCAUGGAGAACCUCUUACGGAGUGAUGACGGCAGCAAGUGUACAGGAAACGAGCUGGGCGAGGGCUGUUUGUCAACCGAUCAGUGUUACACUCCAAGAUUCGCGGAAAACGUGGAAUGUGACAAAACAAAUCACACCUGUGUAUGUGUACUCGGUUCCAGAAUUUCUCCAGAUUUUUUGGAUUGUGAAUGUAAGCAAUCUCUAUUUUCAUUUCCUACAGGUCUUGUAUCAAAAUUUCAUAUUCCACUUUCCCGUAAACAAUUGUGAUGGAAGUAAUAUCAAUUGCAAAACUUCUCAUCUGUUGGUAUUCCUGUAGAUUGUUAACAUUUCAUUACUUUGGAGAGAUUUACGCGAUACUGAAGCAGUCUUAUCUUCUUUUUAAAAAAAGGUUCAGAUCUCUGUAUCAUGGAUAUGAAAAGAUAUGCAAAAAUAACAUACUUUCUCAUAUAUGUUUCGUUGUUUUCUAAAUUGAGUUAACUGGAAACAUUAUUUAUUUAUGUUUAAUGCACAU